GGGAAAGUGUCUGGUUCUCGGAGAAUCCCUGGAGCGGGGUGCGGGGGCGCACCCGGCACAAAAUGGUUAAAAAAGUCCACGCGCGCCUAGGGGCCCCUCUUAUGAAAAGUCUGCGCGCCAGCGCCUGGGCACCCCCUUUGCUGAUUUGAGGGAUUACCGAGAGGAUGGGAUGGAUCUAGGCAGUGACGCCGGCAGCAGCAGCAGCAGCAGCAGCCGCACCAGUUCGCAGUCCAACUCCACCAAAGUGACCCCUUGCUCCGAGUGCAAAUCCUCGUCGUCGCCGGGGGGCAGCCUGGACUUGGUGUCUGCCCUGGAGGACUAUGAAGAGCCCUUCCCGGUCUACCAGAAGAAGGUGAUUGAUGAGUGGGCGCCGGAGGAGGACGGGGAGGAGAAGGAAGAGGAGGACGGGCGCCACGAGCGAGGGUGCAGGGAUGACCGCUGUCCGGCCCGGGAGCCGGGGGACGUGAGCGCCGGGCCCCGCAGCGGCGGGGGCAGGAGCGCCACCACCGCCAUGCCGCCCCCGGUGCCCAACGGCAACCUCCACCCGCACGACCCCCAGGACCUCAGGCACAAUGGCAACGUGGUGGUAGCCGGCCGGCCGAGCGGCUCCCGGGCCCCGCGCCGCGCGGUCCAGAAGCCCCAGCCGGCAGGGGGCCGGCGCGUCGGCCGGGGCCCGGCGGCCGGGGGCCUCUGCCUUCAGCCCACGGACAGCAGGACGUGCGUCCCUGAGGAGCCCCCGGCUCCCCCUAUGGACUGGGAGGCGCUGGAGAAGCAUCUGGCCGGGUUGCAGUUCCGGGAGCAGGAGGUGCGGAACCAAGGCCAGGCGAGGACCAACUCCACCUCCGCACAAAAAAAUGAGAGGGAAUCUAUCCGACAGAAGUUGGCACUGGGAAGCUUCUUUGACGAUGGCCCAGGAAUUUAUACCAGCUGUAGCAAAAGCGGGAAGCCAAGCCUUUCCUCCCGCCUGCAGAGCGGGAUGAACCUGCAGAUCUGCUUUGUCAACGACAGCGGCAGUGACAAGGACAGCGAUGCUGACGACAGCAAGACCGAAACCAGCCUGGACACCCCCUUGUCUCCCAUGAGCAAACAGAGUUCUUCCUACUCAGAUAGAGACACUACUGAAGAGGAAUCCGAAUCCCUGGAUGACAUGGAUUUCCUCACAAGGCAAAAGAAACUGCAAGCCGAAGCCAAAAUGGCCCUUGCCAUGGCCAAACCAAUGGCCAAAAUGCAAGUAGAAGUGGAAAAACAGAACAGGAAAAAGUCUCCCGUCGCUGAUCUCCUGCCACACAUGCCUCAUAUAAGUGAGUGCUUGAUGAAAAGAAGUUUAAAGCCCACUGACCUGAGAGACAUGACUAUUGGGCAGCUACAAGUGAUAGUCAAUGAUCUCCACUCCCAGAUAGAAAGCUUGAACGAAGAGCUGGUCCAGCUGCUCCUUAUCCGAGACGAGCUGCAUACGGAGCAGGACGCCAUGCUGGUGGACAUCGAGGACUUGACCAGACAUGCCGAGAGUCAACAGAAGCACCUGGCCGAGAAAAUGCCUGCAAAGUGAAAAGAAGCCAUCCAACCAGAGGACAAACUAGACUUUCUUUUGCUUCUGUGGUUGUAAAAAUGCUGUUGCUAAAGGUGGCACAGAAACAAACAAAUAUCAGUGUUAGUCAUUGAUAAUGUCUGAAGCUUAACGUCCAGUGAUUGGCCUUUGCUUCUUAAUUUAUUUUAAUUUUUUUACUGUGCCACUCAAUAUCAGGCAUUUUAAUAAAAUAUUGUUACAAAAAAAUGUAUAGUACUUACACCACCACAAGUCAUGGUUAAUCAAAGAGGGUAGUUUUAACUUUAUUUUUAUUUGUUUAGAGAUUAUGAGUUGGAGCAGUAUUUUACCAUUGACUGCUGUCAUUCUUCACUGUAGUUUUAAAGAAGAACUGUAAAUGACGGUGCUAUCCAAGUCAAAAAAUACAUGCCUGCCUCGUAGUGAAGUUGUAGCUCUCCGUAAUAUGUAUAUUUUAAUCAGUUUUCAACAUUUUGUGAAUGUUGACUACCUGAAGUUCAUUUUUAGAUGUGCUAUUAACAUUCUGUUGGAUUCAGAGGGUUCCUUAAAAGUUUUAUGUAUAAAUAUGUAAAAUAAAGAUUAAAACUUUGUUUCAUAGGA
Dama dama (fallow deer) is the source of this 2143-nucleotide messenger RNA. It is a transcript of the gene SCHIP1, whose product is annotated as schwannomin interacting protein 1. Bases 170 to 1549 code for a protein of 459 amino acids. Gene Ontology annotation, cellular component: cell junction; plasma membrane. Gene Ontology annotation, biological process: positive regulation of hippo signaling. The record is from RefSeq and is a predicted model, not a curated record. The transcript has 8 exons. NCBI's taxonomy places the organism in Eukaryota, Metazoa, Chordata, Mammalia, Artiodactyla, Cervidae.